Molecule: messenger RNA, 924 nt
Organism: Diaporthe citri
Lineage: Eukaryota; Fungi; Ascomycota; Sordariomycetes; Diaporthales; Diaporthaceae
Exons: 2
Coding region: 1-924 (307 amino acids)
Source: RefSeq, a predicted model, not a curated record
AUGUCGGAGACACAGUCUCUGAAAAUGUCCGACGGGCGCACGCUCUGCUACAGCAUCUACGGGAGCACAGAGACCCGCAACGGCGGUGAACAGCCACCCACCGCCUUCUACUUCCACGGUUUCCCCGGCUCGCACCACGAGGGCUCGGCCACAGACGAAGCAGCCUCGAGACACGGCCUACGAAUCAUCGCAGUCAGCCGGCCCGGGUACGGCGGGUCGACCAACGACCCGGCCCGGAGCAUCCUCUCCUUCUCGCACGACGUGCUCGCCCUGGCCGACCACCUGCACCUCGAGCGCUUCGCGGUCAUGGGCGUCUCGGGGGGUGGACCAUACGCGCUGGGCUGUGUGCACUCCAUCCCGGCCUCCCGUCUCGCUGGUGCCGUCGUUGUCUCUGGCAUGUACCCCGCCAGCCUCGGCCUGGGCGGCAUGAUGCUCUCGAACAGGGUCCUCUUCAACCUGGCACCGUGGGCACCCUGGCUGGUCUCAUACAUGUUCGACGCAAGCAUGGGCAGGAUCGCGCGAGACACUGAGCAGCCGGGCCGCUUGCGGGAGACGCUGGCGGAGGGCUUCAAGAGCCUGCCUGAAGCGGAUCGUGAAACGGCCGAGGCUGAUGGCGGCAAGGUCCUUGACCUCCUCGCCACGAGCAUGCGGGAGGCAUUUGUAGAUGGACCUGAGGGCUCCACGUGCGAGGCGAAACUCUUUGCUAGCCCGUGGGGCUUUGACUUGGCGGACCUGCCAGUUAGGAAGGGUGAGUUGGCGGUAUAUCACGGAGCCAAAGACAUCCACAUUCCCGCGAGAAUGGCACAAGAGGCUGCGGCUACGAUGAAAGAUGUGGAUUUGGUGAUUGAGCAGGAGGAAGCUCACAUCAGUCUGUACUUACGAAGGAUGUACGAGAUCAUUGGAGAAGUAAAGCGCAUAGACUAA